AUGUUCGUUUCUCUCAUCUGCUACUUAGAAAGACAAACUCGAUGGGGGGCUGUUGACACCUCUGUGUCCGGGUGGAGUAUAAAUCUCGGCAACAACACGUUUUUCUUCAAAGAUCUUCGAGAUCUUCUUUUUCCACUUUGAAAACUACCUUCAGGCAGAAUGCAGGUGCCGAACAGACCAGUCGGAGUUUAUGGAUACCCUCUGCGUAAUUACGCACCAGCUUCGCUGUAUCCGCAGUACCAGGAGAGCCAGCGCGGGUACUCAACGAAGCCUCCCAGUGGAAAAUCUUUCACCAUCGAGGCUUUGCUCGCCAAACCAGUGGACAAGACCAGCGACCGGGCGAGUCCUACUCAAUGCGGAGUGAAAUAUCAGCCAGCGACUCCAGUCCUGCCUCUCACAGGACACGUAGGCUUACCCAUAGCACCGGCACCUUACGUCUACUCGCCAAACAUGUUGCACUCCGCUGUUCACACGCAGCCUGGAUAUUCAAUCUACUGCUGCCCUCCUUUCACCUACCAGUCAACGUGUCGUGGAGCCUUUUACGCACAAGCUUCAAUGUCCAAAGUCAACGGCGGGCUGCACUCCUUCAAAACCAAAGGUGGGAAAUCGAAGAGGAUGCGCACCAGCUUCACCAGCGAGCAGCUGUCCCGGCUGGAGAAGGAGUUCGCACGGCAGCAGUACAUGGUGGGAUCCGAGAGGUUCCUCCUGGCCUCCGCUCUGCAGCUCACAGAAGCUCAGGUCAAAGUCUGGUUCCAGAACCGACGCAUCAAGUGGCGCAAACAGAGUCUGGAGCAGCAGCAGGCCAAGCUCGCCAAGCUGGGCCUGGCUGCCCCGCCGAAGAGCCCCGGGUCUCAGGGACACGGGGACGAAGGAGACGAGGAGUUCUCCGACUCAGACGUGGACAUUGACGUGUCUGAUGACUCCACUGAUCAUUGUUAA
Messenger RNA from Hippoglossus stenolepis (Pacific halibut), 939 nucleotides. It is a transcript of the gene noto, whose product is annotated as notochord homeobox. The record is from RefSeq and is a predicted model, not a curated record. Gene Ontology annotation, biological process: central nervous system development; regulation of DNA-templated transcription; neuron differentiation. Gene Ontology annotation, molecular function: DNA-binding transcription factor activity, RNA polymerase II-specific; DNA binding. NCBI's taxonomy places the organism in Eukaryota, Metazoa, Chordata, Actinopteri, Pleuronectiformes, Pleuronectidae.